GAACAGUUUACAGUCACCAAGCCAGAAACAAACAUGUCUCUAGUAAAGCUUUUGACCGUGGUUGCUUCUCUGGCUUUAUCGGUACCGACCAGUGAUGGUGCUAAAAUUCUGGGCUUCUUCCCAUUUCCAUCUAUCAGUCAUCAAGUCGUAUUCAGACCUCUGAUGCUCGAACUCGCUCGAAGAGGCCACGAAGUGACAGUCAUCACACCAGAUCCAGCCUUCCCCAAAGGAGGAACACCAGCCAAUUUUACCGAGAUCGAUGUCCACGAUGCGUCAUACCGCAUAUGGCACGAACAAUUCGUUGGCACACCGAAAGGGCAUAAAGGGAAUUUUGUAAAAGAUUUCAAUAUAAUCUUCAACCUUAAUGUAAAAAUAGUAGACGUUGAGUUAAAAGAUGUGGAAGUGCAAAGAUUGCUUAACGAUAAGAACCAGACAUUUGAUCUGAUAUUCGCCGAAGCGAUGAUGAGACCUGCUGUAGUAUUAUCCCAUAUAUACAACGCUCCAGUGAUACUAAUGAGUUCUUAUGGAACGUUCAGUGACAAUUACGCUGUCAUGGGUGCACCUAUUCAUCCAUUUUUGUACCCGUUCUCUGUCAGUAGAAGAUUGCAUAGUACAUCUUUGUGGGACAAAAUUGGACAUUUGUACGAUUACAUAAGGAUUGAGAUUAUACAGAGAAACAGCUACGUUGAAGAGAAUCGAAUGCUCCGAUCACAUUUUGGAGCGGACCUACCAUCGAUUCAAGAGAUGAACAACAAUGUCGCUAUGAUGUUUUUGAAUAUGUAUCCAGUUUUCGAAGGGAACCACCCUGUUCCUCCAUCUGUUAUACACAUGGGUGGUAUUCAUCAGAUUCCUGACAAGCCGCUGCCUAAGGACUUAAAAUCAUACCUAGAUUCUUCUAAAAACGGCGUAGUCUACGUCAGUUUUGGAACAAACGUGGAUCCAACAUUGUUACCUCCUGAGAAAAUUGCAAUGUUCAUACGAGCAUUCUCCAGAUUGCCCUACGACGUGCUAUGGAAGUGGAACAAGGACGAACUGCCGGGACGUACGGACAAUAUCAAGAUAUCUAAAUGGCUUCCACAGUCCGACUUGCUGAAACACCCAAAAAUCAAAGCAUUCAUAACACAAGGAGGUCUACAAUCAACCGACGAGGCUAUAACUGCGGGAGUACCUCUGAUUGGUAUACCAAUGUUUGGAGACCAAUGGUAUAAUGUAGUCAAAUAUGAAAAGCUGAAGAUUGGACUGAAGUUGGAAUUAGACACCAUUACUGAAGAAAUUCUAGAAAAUGCUAUUCACAAAGUUAUUGAUGAUGACAGUUAUCGACGUAACAUAGAAAAACUGAGAAGUGUUAUGCAAGAUGAACCAAUGGCUCCUCUAGAGCGCGCCGUGUGGUGGACGGAGCACGUGCUGCGUCACGGCGGCGCGAGACAUCUGCGUGGACCUGCAGCCAACAUGUCGUGGGCAGAGUACCUCGAACUAGAACUAGUACUGACACUUCUUCUAGCCCUGAUCAUCACCACAGCUACCAUCAUUCUGCUAGCUAAAUAUAUAUACGAUAAAGUUUUAAGAAAAUAUGUCGCUAUUAUUAAAAUUAAGCGAGCGUGAUGAUUAUAGCA
Spodoptera frugiperda (fall armyworm) is the source of this 1613-nucleotide messenger RNA. RefSeq names its product UDP-glucosyltransferase 2. The coding region runs from base 34 to 1602 and encodes 522 amino acids. Gene Ontology annotation, molecular function: UDP-glycosyltransferase activity. The record is from RefSeq and is a predicted model, not a curated record. Lineage: Eukaryota; Metazoa; Arthropoda; Insecta; Lepidoptera; Noctuidae. The transcript has 4 exons.